AUGGUUUCUGAUGUGCUCUGUGUUACAGUGGUACAGGGUCAGAAUGACUGGGGAGUGACUUACACUUCUACUAAGAUCUGUGCCUUAAAAGGAUCAACAUUGGACAUAAAAUGCACCUACAGAUACCCAUCCAGAGUAAAUAACCGUGAUACUGCAGUUGAUAAAACACUGUGGUUUAGUAAAUUGAGUAAUAAUGAACCUGUGGAUCUGAGAACAGACUCAGAGUACGCCAGUCGUGUGCAGUAUCACUGUGAUAAGAACGACUGCACUCUGAGAAUCACAGACCUGAGAGAGAGAGACUCAGCUGAGUACAAGUUCAUGUUCACAACAAACCAACCAGGAAGGAGAUAUACUGGUUCACCUGGAGUCACUUUGACUGUCACAGAUUUCUGGGUGCAGGUGAUCCAAUCAACACACUCCUCGAAUGCCAGGGAAAGGUUGGAGUGUAACAGCAGUUGUCAUCUAUCUGAUCAUUCUUCCUUCAUCUGGUACAAAAAUGGACAGAAGAGUUAUAGAGGAAUAUCUCCUCCUUAUUCAUCCAAUGUCAAUCAUGCAGACAGCUAUUCCUGUGCUGUUACAGGAUAUGAGAAUUACCGCUCUCUUCCAGUUUAUGCACCAAACUCCUCCUCUGUGUCAGUGAGUACCUCUGCUGAGAUAGAGGAGGGUAGUUCAGUGACUCUGACCUGUAGCAGUGAUGCUAACCCAGAAGCUAACUACACCUGGUACAAGAGUCGAGGUCCUAAAGUUAUCUCAGGAGGUCGACAGUUUGUCUUCAAGUCCAUCAAGUCCUCUGACUCUGGAGAAUAUUACUGUAUAGCUGAGAACGAGCUGGGGAAGAAGACAUCUGAUUACACCUCCAUAAAUGUGAAACUGGUACAGGGUCAGAAUGACUGGGGAGUGACUUACACUCCUACUCAGAUCUGUGCCUUAAAAGGAUCAACAGUGGACAUAAACUGCACCUACAGAUACCCAUCCAGAGUAAAUAAUGUUGAUACUGCAGUUGAUGAAACAAUCUGGUUCACUAAAUUGAGUAAUAAUGAACCUGUGGAUCUGAGAACAGACUCAGAGUACACAGGUCGUGUACAGUAUCACUGUGAUAAGAACGACUGCACUCUGAGAAUCACAGACCUGAGAGAGAGAGACUCAGCUGAGUACAAGUUCAUGAUCACAACAAACCAACGAGGAGGGAAAUAUGCUGGUUCACCUGGAGUCACUUUGACUGUCACAGAUCUCCAGGUGCAGGUGAUCGGAGCAACAGACUGCAAAGCCCGUACCUACAGCUAUUCCUGUGCUUUGAAAGGACAUGAGAUGUCCUCCUCUCCUUCACUGUAUGCACGUCUGACUCCUUCAGUAUCAGUGAGUCCCUCUGGUGAAAUCAUUGAGGGCAGUUCAGUGACUCUGAUCUGUAGCAGUGAUGCUAACCCAGCAGCUAAAUACACCUGGAAGAAGAAGAAUGGAAAUCCAGACCUUCAACCUCUCAGUAAAGAACCACAGCUUGUCUUCAGCUCCAUCCAGUACUCUGACUCUGGAGAGUAUUACUGUACAACUGAGAGCAGGAUGGGGAAGAAGACAUCUGAAAACAUCUCUAUUGAUGUGAAAUAUGCACCAAAAUCCUCCUCUGUGUCAGUGAGUACCUCUGGUGAAAUUGAGGAGGGCAGUUCAGUGACUCUGACCUGUAGCAGUGAUGCUAACCCGGAAGCUAAAUACACCUGGUACAAGAGUACAGGUCCUAAAUUUAUCUCAGGAGGUCGGCAGCUUGUCUUCAAGUCCAUCCAGUCCUCUGACUCUGAAUAUUAUUACUGUACAGCUGAGAACCAGCUGGGGAAGAGGACAUCUGAUUACACCUCCAUUAAUGUGAAACUGGUACAGGGUCAGAAUGACUGGGGAGUGACUUACACUUCUACUCAGAUCUGUGCCUUAAAAGGAUCAACAGUGGACAUAAACUGCACCUACAGUUACCCAUCCAGAGUAAAUAAUGUUGAUACUGCAGUUGAUGAAACACUCUGGUUUACUAAAUGGAGUAAUAAUGAACCUGUGGAUCUGAGAACAGACUCAGAGUACGCAGGUCGUGUGCAGUAUCACUGUGAUAAGAACGACUGCACUCUGAGAAUCACAGACCUGAGAGAGAGAGACUCAGCUGAGUACAAGUUCAGGUUCACAACAAACCAACCAGGAGGGAGAUAUAUGGGUUCAGCUGGAGUCACUUUGACUGUCACAGAUGCUCCAAAGCUUCCCUCUGUGUCAGUGACUCCCUCUGCUGAGAUAGUGGAGGACAGUUCAGUGAAUCUGACCUGUAGCAGUGAUGCUAACCCAGCAGCUAAUUACACCUGGUACAAGGAGAAUGUAAAUCCAGACCUUCAACCUCUCAGUAAAGAACCACAGCUUGUCUUCAGCUCCAUCCAGUCCUCUGACUCUGGAGAGUAUUACUGUACAGCUGAGAACCAGCUGGGGAAGAAUACAUCUAAAUACAUUAUUGAUGUGAAAUAUGCCCCAAAGCUUCCCUCUGUGUCAGUGAGUCCCUCUGCUGAAAUCAUUGAGGGCAGUUCAGUGAAUCUGACCUGUAGCAGUGAUGCUAACCCAACAGCUAAUUACACCUGGUACAAGGAGAAUGAAGACUCACCAAAAGCAUCAGGACAGAUAUUCAACAUCACUGACUUCAGACCUGAACACAGUGGGAAUUAUUACUGUGAAGCCCAGAACAGAAGAGGACGUCAUAACUCCACCUUACAUCUGAUUGCUGUGAAAGGGAAAUCAGUGUUUAUAAUCAACAUCAUCAGGUUGAUUCUGGCAGUCCUGAUACUGAUUCUUCUGCUUCUAUUGAUUCUGUGGAUGAGGAAGAAGAAAACUCUGGGCUCCACCACUAAACUGAAUGAACCUGUAGAGACUAUAGAGGUGAAGCUCUCAGUUUACCAGUCUACGUUCAAACCCUCACCUAUGGUCACAAGAUCACAGAAGAUGAGCAUCUCAACAGACAACAUCCUUCUCUGCUUGGUACAGGGUCAGAAUGACUGGGGAGUGACUUACACUUCCACUAAGAUCUGUGCCUUAAAAGGAUCAACAGUGGUCAUAAACUGCACCUACAGAUACCCAUCCAAGAUAAAUAAUGUUGAUACUGCAGUUGAUGACACAUUCUGGUUUGCUAAAUUGAGUAAUUAUGAACCUGUGGAUCUGAGAACAGACUCAGAGUACGCAGGUCGUGUGCAGUAUCACUUUGAUAAGAACGACUGCACUCUGAGAAUCACAGACCUGAGAGAGAGAGACUCAGCUGAGUACAAGUUCAGGUUCACAACAAACCAACCAGGAGGGAGAUAUACUGCUUCACCUGGAGUCACUUUGACUGUCGCAGAUGCACCAAAAUCUUCCUCUGUGUCAGUGAGUCCCUCUGGUGAAAUUAAGGAGGGCAGUUCAGUGACUCUGACCUGUAGCAGUGAUGCUAAUCCAGCUGCUAAUUACACCUGGUACAAGGGAACAUAUAGAGAUCCAAAAUUCAUCUCAGGAGGUCGACAGCUUGUCUUCAGCUCCAUCCAGUCCUCUGACUCUGGACAAUAUUGCUGUAGAGCUGAGAACGGGCUGGGGAAGAGCACAUCUGAAUCCACCUUCAUGAAUGUGAAAUGUGAGUAA
Molecule: messenger RNA, 3621 nt
Organism: Scomber scombrus (Atlantic mackerel)
Lineage: Eukaryota; Metazoa; Chordata; Actinopteri; Scombriformes; Scombridae
Product: B-cell receptor CD22-like
Exons: 17
Coding region: 1-3621 (1206 amino acids)
Source: RefSeq, a predicted model, not a curated record